Messenger RNA from Dromaius novaehollandiae (emu), 3753 nucleotides. RefSeq names its product glucosaminyl (N-acetyl) transferase 4. The record is from RefSeq and is a predicted model, not a curated record. Gene Ontology annotation, cellular component: membrane. Lineage: Eukaryota; Metazoa; Chordata; Aves; Casuariiformes; Dromaiidae. Gene Ontology annotation, molecular function: acetylglucosaminyltransferase activity. Bases 560 to 1927 code for a protein of 455 amino acids. The transcript has 5 exons.
GCGCUGUGUGGCCGCACACGCUCGCGCACCCGCGCGCACACACACACAUACACACACACACCCCACAUCCGCACGCCGCACUCCGAGCAGGGCAGCGGCGGCAGCGCGCGUCCUGCCGGCAGCUGCCGCCCGGGACGGGACGGCCCGGCCCGGCCCCGCUCCGCUGCGAACAAGAUUACAACAGUCAAGUGACACUAAAAGGUGGAAGAUACAAAACAAGCAAAAAAGAUGUUCUUUUACACAAUACCCAGGCAAUAAUGUUGUCCCUGCUACUCAUGUUCAUACGGCUUCGUACUCGCUUGAAACAUAGAUAAACCUGAGUGCUGUGGCUACCAGCAGGAUGGAGCAGGCAAUCAGACUUUGUUUAACCACCGACUUGGUUGUGCCUGUGUGGUUCUUCUUGGGCAAAGCUUCCUAAAGAACUUUGCAAAGGAAAGAUAUUAAAGCAAAGUCCAGGAGUAAGAUGGAAUCCUCAGUGCCGUCAAAGUGAUUUCUUGCAUGUCCUGGUCUGACUCCAGAUUGUACCAGACUCCAGAAGUUUAGAUUAGUUUCAGCUGGAAUGAAGAGACAUAAGUGUCCCUACAAAUGUCCCACAAGAAAGAAGAUUCUCAUCCUGUGUUGUACUGGGUGGCUGCUUGCACUGCUGAAGCUCCUACAUGUUGAAAGACUCUUUUUUCCACAUAAGGGCAUUUAUUUGGUUGAACACUUCUUAAGCACUUCUUCUUAUGUUAGAAACAGGUAUUCCAAUCUCAGAAAUGACUUCCAUUAUGAAAUUAAUUGUUCAUCUAUAUAUGAACAAGAUCCAGGUGAAAUUGGUAAGAGUUUAGAGAUCAGAAGAAAAGAUAUAAUUGAUUUAGAUGACGAAGACAUUGUAGCAAUAACAAGUGAUUGCCAUCUGUAUCGUACACUUAGGAAAUACCACCUAAAACCUGUUUCUCCAGAGGAAGAGAAUUUUCCAUUAGCCUAUUCUUUAGUUGUUCAUAAAGAUGCAAUAAUGGUAGAAAGGCUUAUACAUUCACUGUAUGGCCGUCAAAAUAUAUACUGCAUCCAUUAUGACCAAAAAGCAGCAAAAAGUUUCAAAUCUGCUAUGAACAAUCUAGCUAAAUGUUUCCCCAAUAUUUUCAUUGCAUCAAAAUUGGAAACAGUGGAGUAUGCACAUAUUUCAAGGCUGCAAGCAGAUUUCAAUUGUCUGUCUGAUUUGAUGGACUCUUCAGUUCGCUGGAAGUAUGUUAUUAAUUUGUGUGGCCAAGAUUUCCCUUUGAGGUCGAAUUUCCAGUUGGUCGCUGAACUGAAAAAACUCAGUGGGGGAAAUAUGCUGGAAACUAUAAAGCCAAGCAGUAGCAAAAGAGAACGGUUUACUUAUCACUAUGAACUUACGAAAGUGCCUUACGAAUACAUGCAGAUGCCUGUGAAAACCAACAUUUCCAAGAAUCCACCACCCCAUAAUAUUGAGGUUUUUGUAGGCAGUGCCUAUUUUGUUUUAAGUCGAGCAUUUAUUCAAUAUACUCUUGAAAGCUCUCUCGCAAAAGAUUUUUUUGAUUGGUCAAGGGAUACUUACUCUCCAGAUGAACAUUUCUGGGCCACUCUUGCACGUGUUCCUGGGGUCCCUGGGGAAAUCCCAAGGUCGGCACAGGAUAUAACAGAUUUACAAAGCAAAACUCGUUUGGUGAAAUGGAAUUAUCUUGAAGACCAUUUGUAUCCCCCAUGCACGGGUACCCACCUUCGCAGUGUGUGCAUCUAUGGGGCUGCAGAAUUAAGGUGGCUUAUGAAUUAUGGGCAUUGGUUUGCCAAUAAAUUUGACUCUAAAGUAGACCCUGUCUUAAUAAAAUGCUUGGCAGAAAAACUGGCAGAACAACAGAAAGAGUGGGUUCACUUAUCCUCUGAUAGCUAUUUUCUGCACAGAAGUUCUGUGAAUGUCUCACUAUAGCAGCACUGUAAUCCCUACUGCCAGUACUGCGUACUGUUACAGCACAGGGCUGAAGCUCCUCUGCCUUGACCUACUGCAGGAUGCUAACAAAUUAAAUGUUCAUAAAUGUUCAUUCUGCAUAAAGUUCAGGGCUCUGGAGAAUCAGAUACCUGGUCAUUUAUUUAUGAAAAAUCAUGCCUUUCUCAUUAAUUAUUCUCUAACUUGCUACAAUAAUCAUGUAAUUGUUCUUCAAGGGGAUUUUUAAAGGAUAAGGUUUGCUUUCGGAGGCUCUAGCACUAUCUGCUGUAACGGAAUAUUUCAGAAAUGUGUUUCACAUUGAGUUUAUUUACAUCUUUCCUAAGAAACUCCAACAUGUCUGUUUGCUGGUCCCCUUUUUCUUCACUUCUGUUUUCCUUAAAGGUUUGAAACAAAGACCUCUAUAUCUGCUGCCACAGGAAAACUGGCAGAGCCCAGCUGCCAGACAAAACUAAAAGAGAAAAGUAUGAGAACAAAUGAGCCAUGUGGCCUGACUUAGAGAUCUGAAGUCCCAAGCUCCCCAUUUGUGGGAGCUAGCAAAGGUCUUUGCAAUGUGAAUAUGACUGGAUGAUAUAAGGGAAGAAAAUUUCUUAGGUACUACACUACAAGUAGCAUUGUUCUCUCUUACCCACUCAUCUCUGCAUUUAGUUUUUCCCUCUUUGAAGUUUGUGUUGAGAUGCUGUGCUAUACCUAUGAAAUUGAUGGUGAUUGCUUGAAGCAGUAUUACAUACUGAAAUCCUUUCAAAGCAGUAUGCUCCUAAGUGCGGUUUCUAGAGCCCCUUAAAGUAGAAGUCCACACCAGAUGUCUGUCUUCAUUUCUGUCUCUCAGUAGAAAUAUCCUCCUGUGAAAUCCCAGUCAUUUUCAAGACAGUAUAUUUACACACAGUGGAUGACAAGUGCUAUUUCUAAUUAGCAUUUAGCAGUGUGGUGCUAUGCUGAAAUGUAAAACAUGUUAAAUCCAGAAGUAAUCAUAAAAAUAGCCAUAUUGCAGAAAUGAAGACCCUGUACAGAAGUGGCUUUCUCUACAAGCCCUACAGCCUUGUGCUGCCACGAUUCCAAGCUGCUCUGUGCCUGACCAAGCCCUGGUUCAGCUUUAGAGUAAUUGUAUAUCAAACAGCCUGUGCUUCCAGGGGCCCCUGCCAGCCCUCCUGGGAGCUAAGCAGUCCUGCAGCUUUCUCACUGCUAUGCUAUGUCCUUUUCCAUUUUGGAGGGGUUCUCUGGAACGUUGUUCUGCAAAAAGUUCAGUUUUGAUGGUUUCAGGGGACCCUGGGAUCUAGCUUACUCAAUGCUGCCGUACCAUUUCUAAGCAUCUGGCUUUUAUUAGAGGGCCUCCUCUCACAAAUGUCUUUGGAAUAUCUGAUUUUAUUUAUUCGCAAACUGCCACAAUAAUGAUCAGCUGUACCUAUGAGAAGUCUUUUUUUCUUAUUUGAGUUGAAAGAACCAAGGACAAUGCAAGUAAGAUUUUGGUCUCAACUUUUAUUUAUACAUUUAAUCACAGUUUAGUCUUCUGUGGCUUGAGAAUGGCUUUGAGAGUCAGGAGUCAUGGGCCUUUUCCCCCAUUUCUGACACUGAUUUCCUAUGAGACCCCAGCAAGCCAUUUAACUUCUUUGUUUCAGCUGUUCCAGUAGUAAAAUGGGAGCAACAAUGACCGAGCUUCUUCUUAAGCACUUAGAAACCGAUGGAUGAUGUCUGUUGUGGGUUAGUUGUACAGUAUUAAUUGCUUAUCAAAACUAUUUAUGAAGUCUGUGAAUGCAUAGGUCAAAUAUUUCUUUGAUGUACUGUUUCUCAAAUAAAUGGGGAUUAUUUUUAAA